Molecule: messenger RNA, 3917 nt
Organism: Styela clava
Lineage: Eukaryota; Metazoa; Chordata; Ascidiacea; Stolidobranchia; Styelidae
Source: RefSeq, a predicted model, not a curated record
CGUAAAAAUCUGGCAUCACUAAAUUGUACCGUAAUUUGCGUCUCGUGCUUUCUCGCUAUUGCUACGAUCGGCUCACGCUAAAGGUUACGAGCCAGGUAAACGUAAAUCCUUCGAAAUUGAAAGCAUAAAACAUGGAUAAGGGACUAGGAAUCGAUGGGGAAAUAGUUGGACAACAAGUAAAAAAGAAAAUCGAAGAACUUAAAAAACAACAAGAAGCCAAAAAAGCUGCACAACAGAAAGCACCAACGCCAGUAAAGAAACCCGCUGUAACUUCAACGACGACCAAUGUAAAAGAAGAGCCGCCGGUAGACCCAGCGACAUUGAACAAUCCAAUCAAAUGUGACAUCUGCGACGAAAGUUUAGAAAAUUUAAAAGGUGCCUCCGAUCAUUUCAAUGGAAAGGUGCACAGACGUAGAAUGGAAUUGCAUUUCAUGGAGAGAUAUGUCAAAACAGACAAAUGCAGUCUCUGUGGCACAAAUCUGACUUCUCUAUCCCAAAUCUACGAUCAUUAUAACGGCUAUGAGCAUGCUUCAAAGCUUGUAGCAUCAAAGCCAAACCGGGCACCUAAUGCCAAUGUAGGGAGUCCCGCUGGGAGAGGGAGGGGGAAUUCCCUAGGAGGGGGUGCAAAUUCUUCACGUGGAGGGGCAAACAAUCAACAAAGAGGGGGUAGGGGUGGACAAAUGGGUCUUUCAAGAGGGGGUUUAAGUUCCUUGGGUCGUGGAAAGGGUGGACCUGGUACUAGAGGUCGGGGGGGUUCAGUCACCCCUAGCUCAGCCCCUACAAGCAGUUGGGGCAGCAAUGAUACCCAACCGACUAUAAACCCCAAUUUAAGGAAUAGAGGGGGGUCUGCACCAGUGGUCACGCGAGGAAGGGGGUCAACAAGGGGAAAUUUGGGGCCCCGGGGAGGAAUAGGCAGGGGCCAAACAACCACACCAAGCAGUGGGGGAGGAAAUUGGGGAAGUUAUGACAACGAGGAGGACGAGCCCCAAAAUAACAGUUUUAACCAAUCACAGCCGACAAGGGGUCGAGGGGCUGGGUUUCGUGGGGGUAUACGAGGGGUCGGACAGAGAGGAGCAAGAGUUGCAACGAGAGGUGCUCAAAAUAAUAAUUUCAGCAGUGGAUUCGGAAACAACAACAACAAUGAAAACCAGACGUCUAGCUAUGGACAAAACCAGGGUGGAGGCAAAAUGCAAGUUGGAUUCAACAAAGGGUUCGAAAGGCCGAAACCAUACGGUGACAAUGUCGGGUCUAAUAAUCGGGGCAGAGGUGGCAACUUUACUGGGGCGAGGGGUGCUCGAGGCGGCCAGCGAGGGGGAGCGACCACUAUGUCUGGGGGAGGAUCAACCUGGGGGAAUAACACUGCCAACAAGGAACUGAAUAAUAAUAACAUGAUCUGGUGCUCAGUUUGCAAGAUUUCCAUCAAUUCUAGUGGAGCGUCCGCACAUUACGCGAGUUUGCAGCAUAAAACGAAGUCAGGAACUUCAUUUAGUGGAACCAGCAAUAUACAAAAAGUAGGCAACGUUACCCAACAAAAUUGGGGGUUGAAUAAAAACGGCUCGUUUGGGGGCCAAAACAAACCCCAAAAUUUCAACCAAUCUGGUGGUUAUGGUUCUAAUAUCAAAUCAAGCAUUGGUUUCGGCAACCAGAAUGCUAACCAGUCAUUCGGUAACCAGUCUGGUACCAGUCAAAGUUAUGGUAAUAAAAAUACCAGUACUGGUUAUGGUGGUAACCAGUUUAAUUCUGGUAACAAAGGUUUUAAUACCAAUCUUACCAGCUUCAAAAACCAGUCAAAUACUGGUUUUGGGGGAGGGAAUAUUGGAAAAAAUUUUGGGGCCCGACCUCGAUUUGGAAACCAGGGGGCAAAUACAGGGGGUUUCAAUGCUUCAAAUUUUGGGGCACCGCCGCAGGAAUACCCUCCGCCUAGUGGGCCACCACCUCCACGAUUUCUGGGCUCAAAUUGGGGUCCAGGACGGGGCCAACCGAUGCAGGCUGGCCCUCGAUUUUAACUGAAGAGCAACUGAAAAACAAUUCAGACUUGGGAAGAGAUCUUGUUGAUUUUUUUGUACAUAUUUAUGUAAAUGACAUUUUGGGGUUGAAAAAACCUCAAUACAGGGGUAUCAAUUCUCAAAAAUUUGGGGCGCAACCGCAAGAAUGCCCCCCACUAAGUGGGCCACCCCAUUCACAAUUUUCUAUCCCAAGUUGGGACGCAGGAAGGGGCCAACCUAUGCCGACUGGCCCUCGAUUUUAACUGAAGACCGAAUGAAAAAAAAAAUCUCAGACAUGGGAAGACCCCUUGCAGAUUUUUUUUGUACAAAUUUAUGUAAAUGACUUUUUGGGGUUGGAAAUACUUCAAUACAGGGGUGGUAUCAAUGCUCGAAAUUGUGCCAGCUGGCCCUCGUUUUUAACUGAAGACCGACUGAAAAACAAUCCAGACUCUGGAAGAGAACUUUUUUGUACAAAUUUAUGUAUAUGACAUUGUGGGGUACAGCUGCAAGAAUACUCUAUCAAUGCCACCUUAUCCACGAUUUCCGGGCCCAAACUGGGGGCAGGAAUGGGCCAACCAAUGCAGGCUGGCCCUCGAUUUUAACUGAAAAGCAAAUGAAAACAAUCCAGACUUCGAAAGAGACCUGUUAAUUUUUUUGUGCAUAUUCAUGUAAAAUGGGGUUUCAAUGACUUUGGUUUUGGAUAAUUUAUUAAUGCUAUAAUUAUUAUUUUGAAUUCAAAGUUUAAUAUCGGGAGACAUUAAGAAAUUUUCCUGAUAUCUUAAUUCUUAUUCAUGUUUGAAUGGUCAUACACUGAGAUUUUAAUUAUAUUUUGGGGGGAAAUACUGCUUUUUUUGGGUUGUUUUUGGACGGGAAAAGUGCUGACUUGUUUAAUUAUUCCAGGACAAUUUUUUAAUUUCCGUUCUUGUUUUUAUGUUAUAUUAUUCUGAUUCAAAGUGAAACAUUGAGAGAUAUGAGAGAAAAACCGGAUUUUAAAUAUAUUAAUAAUUUGAAAAAUUAUAUUCUGGGAGAGGAUGAAACACUGCCGUUUCGGUUUUUGUUUUCCAAUGGGAAAACAGUGAUUCUAAGAUUUAGGGAUAAUGUUUUUAUUUUUUUUAUUUUUUUUUAAUUUGAAACUGAAUAUCUGGAAACCUGAAAUUUCCUGGCAUCUCAUUUUUUGAAGUUCAUCUUAGGAAAACUGAUGAUGAUCACCCCCCAGAAUGAUAAAAAAGUGUGUUGUAAUUAGUAGAUAAUUGGUUUAUUUUUUCAUGAUUGUUUGUUUUUAUGUUAUCCGGAAGGUUUUUGGUAUUUUUCAAAUGACUUCUGGCCAAAUUACAUUUUGAGGUAAAAUCCUUCAUUUUUUUUAUAUAAUCACAAUUGAGGAAGAUAAGUUCAUUUAAUUAUAACAUGGUUUUUAUCUGUUACAAGUUUCUAAAUUUGAAGUUGAAUAUCAUGGGGACAUAAAGAAUUUUUGCUAAUUCUUGAAUUUUGGGGUAAAAAUGCGAUUUUUUCGAUGUAUUUGUAUGUAUGAAAAAGCACUUCCAUGGUUUAGGACAGUGGUUCCCAGCCUUUAUGGCUUGUGGCUCUCAUUCUAGUGAUAUUUAUAGGGUAACAGUGAUUGGUUUUCUUGUAUUUGAAAGUAAAAAAGACUGCUCUGUGACCGACUCGGGGAAAACAGGCCAACAUUUGGCAACUGCUGUUUUAGGAUAAAAAGUCUUUUGUUUAUGUAAUAACUAAAUCUCAAAUUAAAAUUCUGAGAUAUGUGAAAAACACUGCUUUUUUACUUGAUUCACUCAAUUUUAGCAAAAAUAAAGUCACAGAAAAGUUUUUCUUCCCUCACACCAGAAUUUUUCAGCCUGUGAAGAGUUCAGAUUGCUUUUACUUGUAAAUACAUCUGUGUGAUUGUUAUGUCUAAUAAAUAAUGUUAAUUUUAAA